AUGGUCGCCAAGCGCGGCCGGCCCCAGCCCACCGUGGCGAGCUUCAUUGCCGCGUGCGAUGAGGCCGCUCCGCGCGAGACGAUCGUUCUCGACACCGACGAAGAGGCGUUCGAGGCCGAUCACCGCGGUGCCGUACACUCAGCGAAGAAGCGGAACGCUGCCGCGGAGGACGGGGGGGACGAGACGGAGAGGCGAGGCCACAACAACGAAAGCGAAGCGGACGGCAGCAUCGACGAUCCGGUCGAGGAGAACAUGUUUGUCUACGCCGCGCAGGACGAAGACGACGCCGGAGUGACCACCACCACGACCACAACAACAGCGACGUCCUCCUUCAAGCGACCGCAAAGCAACGUGUGGAAGAACUUCAUUGUGGGCGAUACCACCGAACCGCUGCACGGCCACCGCAAAGCCCGCGCUACUGCUGGGCGAGGCCGGGCUCUCAAGGGGAAGCAGCUGGACCUGUCGCACUUCAUCCCCGGCGUGAAGCCCGCCCCUGCGGUCGUGGAGGCCGAAGACAACAAGUCGUUGAUCGACAAGACGGUGAUCCCGCGGCCAAUCCCGCGAUCGUGGGCCAAAGCCGUCCAACCGUUCGACUACGAGGCCGCACGCGGCCAGAAGGCGAUUCCCGGCUCCAGAUAUGUGGAGGCGACGAUCGAGGAGCUGGAGCUGGAGAAACUGGGCAGCUUCGAGGCCAUCCUCAUGGACCCGCCGUGGGACCUCUCUCCUCGCGCCUCUGCCUCGGAUAAGGCGCGCCAGUGCCACCAGCUGGUGCCGAAGCGGGGCAAGAACGGGGAGCGGCUGAUCAGUCCCGAGGAGCUGGGCAAGUGGCCGGUGACCGACAAGCUCAUCCCCAAGGGCUUCCUCUUCAUCUGGACCGAGAAGGAGCUCAUCCCGCGGGUGCUGACCAUGGCGCAAAAGUGGGGCUUCCACUACGUCGAGAACUUUGCGUGGGUCAAGUUCGACGUGAACAACAAGAUCCACACCGAGGACUACGCCUACUUCCGCAAGUCCAAGCUCACCCUCCUCAUGCUCCGCAAGCCCGGCGACAUCGAGCUGCGCCACCAGCGCAACCCGGACGUGAAGUUCGAUUUUGUGCGCAAGGGCCGCGAGAGGCUGCCCUUCGUCUUCGACAUCAUCGAGACCCUCCUCCCCACCGCCAAGUACAACCCGAAGACGGGCAAGGGCAAGAUGCUGCAGCUCUGGUGCCUGCCCCAGGAGCGACGAUCGGGCUGGACCUCCGUCCACCUCUCCGACGAGUCCGCCCACGACGAUGAGUCGCCCGUCGAGCUGGAGUACGUCGAGUCGCCCUCUUCCGAGGAGUGA
This is a messenger RNA of Acanthamoeba castellanii str. Neff, 1323 nucleotides long. RefSeq names its product MT-A70 protein. Gene Ontology annotation, cellular component: RNA N6-methyladenosine methyltransferase complex. The transcript is spliced from 5 exons. Bases 1 to 1323 code for a protein of 440 amino acids. The record is from RefSeq and is a predicted model, not a curated record. Gene Ontology annotation, molecular function: methyltransferase activity; nucleic acid binding. NCBI's taxonomy places the organism in Eukaryota, Discosea, Longamoebia, Acanthamoebidae.